Rana temporaria (common frog) is the source of this 555-nucleotide messenger RNA. RefSeq names its product ribonuclease H-like. Gene Ontology annotation, molecular function: RNA-DNA hybrid ribonuclease activity; nucleic acid binding. The transcript has a single exon. Gene Ontology annotation, biological process: DNA replication, removal of RNA primer. The record is from RefSeq and is a predicted model, not a curated record. Lineage: Eukaryota; Metazoa; Chordata; Amphibia; Anura; Ranidae. The coding region runs from base 1 to 555 and encodes 184 amino acids.
AUGACGCUUUUUGUUGAUGGCUCCAGUAGGAAAAAUCCAGAUGGCACAAAUGCAACUGGAUAUGCAGUAGUGACACAGGAUGAAAUCUUGGAAGCCAGGCCAUUACCAAAACAUUAUUCAGCACAAGUAGCAGAACUUGUAGCACUGACAAGAGCAUGCAUAAUUACAAAAGGAAAAUCUGUAACCAUAUAUACAGAUAGUCAAUAUGCAUUUUCAACUGUACAUGUUUUUGCACAACAAUGGAAAAACAGGGGGAUGGUGACCUCUAGUGGUAAGCCAAUUUCACACACGGACUUCAUUCUAGAACUUCUAGAUGCAAUACAGUUACCAAAAGAGCUUGCAAUAUGCAAAUGUCAAGCACACACAAAACAUACAGACCCCAUCUCGGAGGGAAAUAAAAGAGCAGAUGAAGCGGCUAAAAUAGCGGCACAAGAAACACAUCAAAUAAUGACAGAACUGGAAAUCAUAGAGAUAGAUCAUACAGUCCUUACUGAUAUGCAGCAGAAUGCUCCCCCCGGGGAGAAACAAUAUUGGAAAACAAAGGUUGCACAUUGA